Moesziomyces antarcticus is the source of this 1818-nucleotide messenger RNA. RefSeq names its product RNA polymerase iii transcription factor. The record is from RefSeq and is a predicted model, not a curated record. Gene Ontology annotation, cellular component: transcription factor TFIIIC complex. The transcript has a single exon. Gene Ontology annotation, biological process: transcription initiation at RNA polymerase III promoter. NCBI's taxonomy places the organism in Eukaryota, Fungi, Basidiomycota, Ustilaginomycetes, Ustilaginales, Ustilaginaceae. Bases 1 to 1818 code for a protein of 605 amino acids.
AUGUCGCACUCGUCGACGGCCAAGGGCAAGGCGCGAGCUCUCGAUCCCAGCCUACCCUCGCAGCCGGCCUCAUCAGCCGAAUCCAUCACGGAACGCACCAUCCAGCCACGCGCUAUUCCGGCCACCACACUGCUGAGCGUCGAGUACCCCGGCAUCCUCUCCGAAGAUGCUGCUGGACCAUCGUCAGCCAGCCUCGAGCGUGCGCUGUCUACGCUGCACCCGUCGACACUGCCGCCGCUGACGAGCAGCGCGCACGAGGGCCUGCGCUUCCUCGCGCGCAUCCCCAACGACGGUCUGCGCGUCGUCGAGUGCCGGCUCGGCGGCUUUGAUGGAGGUGUAGAUAAUGUGUACCGCUCGCCGCUCAUCGGCGAAGUCGUGCCCACCAGCAACGUGGUCCUGCGCAUCGUGAAGCGUACCUGGCGGCAGAAGCGCAAACGUCCGCCAUCCCCGCCGGUGGAGGCUCACGACAGUGCGCUCGAUCCAGCCCUGUUCGCCGGUACCGCACCGCCAGCAGCGCAGCAGAUGCACGGAAAUGGCGAUGCGAACGAUUGGUACACCGGCCGCGUAAAGAAGGAGUAUGCGGUGCAUGCGCUCGGCAUGGCUUCCAACACGGUGCGCUUCCGCAGCAUGGCCGACUACGCCUUUCAGCCCGCUAUCACCACGACCGCCACUCCCACCUCCAAUGGCGCACGCGCAGAGCCCGAGCUCGACGCAGUCAUGUCGAUGCACAAGGCGCUAGCUACAAUGGAUCUGGCGGCGUUUGAGCGCUUCCGCGUGCCCGUUCAGGACGAAGACUACCAGACCCGCGACGGGGUUAGCCAGCUUGGGAUGGUGCCACCCGCCUUUUUUAGCCGCAUGGAUGUGCCCUUUAGCUACGGCUUUCAGCAAACACCGUACAGCGAGCUGCGCAGCGUACCCGCAACUCCGCAUCUUGCAACGCCUGCGGGGGGCCGGAGCUUUGCGCACGCGCUGGCGGGAGAGCCGGGGAUGCAGCGAUUCGUCAACCGGGUGCGGCUCAACAUUGCGCCGCAGCCGUUCCGCGUAGGAAAGGACAGCCGGGUGCCGACCAAGCCGGCGGCGGAUGUGGUGCGGAUUGAGCAUCGGUGUGAUGCGAGCGUGGUGGCGAGGUUGAGGGAGUUGCUGGCAGAGAGACCGGUAUGGUCGCGCGUGGCACUCAAGAGUCAGUUGGACGCCAACGGGGUGCGCGAGAUGGGGGGCAACAACGAAAAGGUGUACUAUGCGCUCGUGGGCUAUUCGAUGGUGGGCGGACCGUGGCGCGAUACGAUCGUGCGCUUCGGGUAUGAUGUGCGCAGCGACUGCAGCAGUCGUAUUUACCAGCGCGUGUUUCUGCGCAGCACUGUCCACCGCCCAUCCACUACCGCCGAAGAGGAAGAAGAGGAAGAGGUGCCGAGUAUGGGUGCAGUGGGGUUGGGAGAGAAGGCGGGGAGUACGCAUGUGUUUGAUGGCGUGACGCUGCGACGGGGGGUGGGCAACUUUCAGCUGUGCGAUAUCGAGGAUCCGCUCAUCACUCCGUACAUCUGGCGGCGCAAUGAUGACGAGUUGCCAAAGGAUUCGGUGCUGCCGCUGGAAAGGAUGGGCACACGCUGGCUGCGCGAUACAUUCGACCCAGAAACGGGCUGGUACACCCGCCGCGCACUCGAACUCAUCCGCGCCGUCAUUGCGGCCCGCUUCAAAGCGCUCAUCGACACCCAAACGCCGCUCGACCCCGCUGCGCUCGGCACGGUCGUCGCGCGCAUCCGAACGCGGUGGCACGAAGAGGAUGCCCAGUCACAUCCAAGCGAAUCGACUCAAACCUAG